This is a messenger RNA of Rhododendron vialii, 1736 nucleotides long. RefSeq names its product cytochrome P450 CYP749A22-like. The record is from RefSeq and is a predicted model, not a curated record. Lineage: Eukaryota; Viridiplantae; Streptophyta; Magnoliopsida; Ericales; Ericaceae. Gene Ontology annotation, molecular function: monooxygenase activity; heme binding; iron ion binding. The transcript is spliced from 5 exons. Bases 93 to 1637 code for a protein of 514 amino acids.
UACGACACUUGAGCUUGUGGCCUAGUUUAUUUAAAGUUCAGAGUUAGGAAAGAUAAGGCUGUGUUUGGCUGUGGAGGCAGGGGAUCAUCGCCAUGAUUAUAACCUUCAUUUCAACUAGUCUCUGCAUCUUUCUACUAGCAGCUCUAGUAAGGUUCUUGCACAAGGUAUGGUGGACCCCGAUUCGAAUUCAACACAAGAUGAGGUCGCAAGGAAUCAAAGGCCCUCCUUACAGAUUUCUCCAUGGGAAUACCAAGGAGAUCAUCCAAAUGGAAGAAGAAUCCAUGAUCAGCACUACUCCAGUGGACUACUCAUCCCAUCAUAUUUUCCCAAGAAUUAUGCCUCAUAUUCAUGCAUGGAAGCAGCUAUAUGGGAAAAACUAUUUAAUCUGGCAUGGUUCUCAAGCUCAAUUGGUUGUCACUGAACCUGAGUUGGUUAAAGAGAUACUCAAUAACAAAGAUGGAGCAUUUACUAGACCAAAGGUCGAUGUUUUGAUCAAGAAGUUAGUAGGAGAAGGAAUCGGGGCAGCGGAAGGAGAAAAAUGGUCGAAGCUACGCAAAAUAGCCAACCAUGCUUUCUAUGGAGAGAGCUUGAAGGGAAUGGUUCCGGCGAUGAUUUUGAGUGUGGAAGCAAUGCUAGAAAGAUGGAGAAAACACGAAGGAAAUGAGAUCGAGGUAUAUGAAGAGUUUAGGCUCUUGACAUCAGAAGUUAUUUCCCGGACAGCUUUUGGAAGCAGUUACUUGGAAGGCGAGAAUAUGUUUCGCAUGCUGAUGAAGUUGGCAACAAUUAUAGCAAGGAAUAUUUUGAAGAUUCGCUUUCCUGGCAUUGGAAAGAUUUUGAAAUCACACGAUGACAUUGAGUCGGAUGAAAUAGAACAAGCAAUUCGAGAUUUGAUUAUUGGAAUGAUAAACAGAAGGGAAGAGAAAGUGAUGAGGGGAGAAGAAAACGACUACGGGAGUGAUUUUCUUGGAUCGCUUAUAACGGCUAAUCAUGAUCCUGAUGAAAGGAAUAGAAUCUCAGUUGACGAAAUGGUGGGAGAGUGCAAGUUUUUCUACCAGGCUGGACACGACACCGUAAAUGGGGUACUAGCUUGGAGCCUUUGUCUUCUGGCAAUCCAUACAGAUUGGCAAGAGAAGGCAAGAAAGGAAGUGAUUGAACAAUUCGGCCGAGAGAAUCCGAAACCAGAGGGCAUUGCAAGAUUAAAAACUAUAAGCAUGAUUCUGAAUGAAGCUCUGAGGCUAUAUGGACCAGUGCUCACUUUGCAGAGAAGAGUAGAAAGGGAAGUCAGACUGGGGGAGUUUAUUAUUCCAGCCAAUACAGAUUUGAACAUCCCAGUUAUGUCCCUCCACCAUGACGCUGAAAUAUGGGGACGAGACGUUCACUUCUUCAAGCCGGAGAGAUUCGGAGAAGGUGUGGGCAAAGCAACUAAUAACAACAUCACAGGAUUUAUUCCGUUUGGUUUCGGUUCUCAUAUUUGUGUGGGCUCAAACUUUGCAGCAAACGAGUUCAAGAUAGCACUCUCGAUGAUAUUGCAACGCUAUAAGUUCGCCCUCUCUCCAAAUUAUGUUCACUCACCGUCGUUCCUGAAUCUCACGAUUCGCCCGGAGAAGGGAAUUCGAGUCAUACUCACGAAGUUGUAGUUUUUGAAUUGUGAUGUUUAUAAUAGAUGUAGAUGAUUGUAAGAUAUACUACUACCGUUGUCUUACAAUGUUAAUCUGGAGAGUUUUAAUUUCUUUCAA